UGCUGGCAGGUUGACAAAUCUUUCUGCACUGGGGCGACGGGUUAUUUUCCGGGGAACCGAAUCUCACACACCAGGGCGUUCAGUCGCUACCUGUGCAGACAGGACGCUGUUAAGCGACUCUCACACGUGAUGCUGUGACGCUGACGGAGAGGCUGGGAUCAUCCUGUCGUCUGUCAGUCUGUGAGGUCAGCUUCCAUCCUCCAUCUCCGGCGGGUUUGUGCAGACUUUGGAACCAUGCGGGGGCCAGCUGAUGCUGCGGUGGUUUUCUUGGUGCUGACCGCCUGCCUGUGCGGCGGACCGCAUCUGUGCGCCGCGGCCAGAAGCCAGCCGCUCAACGAGCGACCCAUCAUCGGUGUGUUAGCGCAAGAAAACCUGGCUGAUGACCAUUUUGCUCGCGGUUCUUCUUACAUUGCUGCCUCCUACAUCAAAUACCUGGAGAGUGCUGGAGCCAGAGUUGUACCCAUCAGGAUCAAUCUAACAGAAGAAGAAUAUAUUAAGAUAUUCAACUCAAUAAAUGGGUUGCUGCUGCCAGGGGGAGACGUAGACAUUCAGACAUCCCAGUUCAGUCGAGCUGCUAGGAUCUUUUACAACUUGGCUCUGAAGGCCAAUGAUGCAGGGGAUUACUUCCCUCUCUGGGGAACAUGCCAGGGCUUCCAGCAACUCUCCGUCCUCACGGCCAGAAAAAACCUGCUCACUCUCACCAAAACCAAGGCUGUGGCAUUGCCUCUUGUUUUCUCGCCAGCGGCCCAGUCCAGUCGCUUGUUCAGGAAUUUUCCCAAGGAUGUGCUGCAGUCUCUGGUUAAUGAAAACAUCACUUCCAACUUCCACAGCUGGAGUCUUUCCAUGCAGAACUACAGCCGAAAUGCCAAACUGAAGAGGUUCUAUAGAGUCCUGUCCACCAACAGCGAUGGAGAGAAAGAAUUCAUCUCCACUAUGGAAGCUUAUCGUUACCCGUUCUACGCGGUGCAGUGGCAUCCAGAAAAGAGUCCUUUUGAGUGGAUCGAUAAACCAGGGAUGGUUCACACUGUCUCUGCUUUAAGAGCCAGCUUCUACACUGGAAGCUUCUUUGUCUCUGAAGCCAUGAAGAGCCAGCACCGCUUCUCCAAUCCUGUUGAAGAAGACAGAGCUCUUAUUUACAACUUCUCUCCUGUCUACAGAGGAUCUAAUGCAAUCUUUGUCCAGAACUAUUACUUUGAUUGAUGAACAAUAAUAAGGAAGGAAAGAUUGUGGGAUAAGUGAGAAUUAACAUGUUUCCAAAAUCACUUUAAAUAGCCUGACACAUAAAUAAAGGAAAGUUUACCAGAAUAGUUUUAUAUUGAAGAAAAAAUAAAACAAAAUGAUAAAGUGAAGAAAAGCUGUACACUCCUAAUAUGCAAAUGUGAAAAACGCAAGCUUUUGAUCUUAUAUAUACAUUGCCAGGAGAAAGCAUUUAGGGUGAAGUCAGUUUGGAGAAUCAGUCAACAGCUCUCAUGGGGGAGUCAAGCUAACUGCUACUCCUGUUGGUCAAUUUGGCACUAAUCUUUUAAAUAAGUAAGAUAUUUACUUCAAAAUGAACCUAAAUCAUUCUCAGUGUUCUCCCAGGAUGGGUGAACACCAUCGGUCCUCUUCAUCAACACGUCUUUGUCAAGUUUUUCUCCUUUCAAACUUAGAGGUAUGGUCCGGAACUACUUUGGUUCAGUGUGUAGCCUGUGCUUACUUCCUGGUAACUCAGCCAAUCAUCAGCCAGCUUUGAGGGUACAUUUCAUAUUUGAGCUUUAAAUGACCAGCAAAUAUGGUUAAUAAUAAACAUAGAAAAGGUAUUAAUUAUUACUUAAUUUCUUAGCACCAAUGUAUUCCCCUGUAGUCAGACGUCAAGGUAACAUUUAAAACCUAAAAUAUUUUGCUUAAAAUAAAGCAAUUUUGUAUGCAAUAUGUGUAAGAAUGUAGGACAGAAUGAAAUGUAAGAGAUUAUUUAAUUACAUCUUUCAGAGUGGAUUUUGAGUUUAUUUAUUAUUAUUAUUAUUUUUCAAAGAUUUGUUUUUUAAGAAGCUUUCAGUCAGUUUCAGGUUCAGUCAGUGGGAAAGAUGUAAUUUUUGUAGUGAAAACCUGCCAAAGAAGCAAAAUAAAAAAUGGGUGUUUAACAUUGUUGG
Molecule: messenger RNA, 2129 nt
Organism: Fundulus heteroclitus (mummichog)
Lineage: Eukaryota; Metazoa; Chordata; Actinopteri; Cyprinodontiformes; Fundulidae
Product: gamma-glutamyl hydrolase-like
Exons: 10
Coding region: 235-1200 (321 amino acids)
Biological process (GO): tetrahydrofolylpolyglutamate metabolic process
Cellular component (GO): vacuole
Molecular function (GO): gamma-glutamyl-peptidase activity
Source: RefSeq, a predicted model, not a curated record